AUGUCCCCGAACUCGCAGACUCUGCAGACUCGGGGGUCCUGGGCGGAGAGACCUGGAGAUGGGACCCAGGAGACCUGGACGAGGCCGAGCCGCUUCCCGGCCACUUGGGUUUCCACUCCCGGUGGCCGGCAGGGGGCGCACGAGGGCCUCGGGCCCCGCUGGCCAGGCGGGUCCCAGGGCGGGAGGGGCGCUUUGGCAACUUUUUGGUUGGCUGCUGCGCGGAUGCGAACGGCCCAGGGCCCUUUUAAAGUUGAUCUCCCAGGCGCCCUCUCUUUUCGGUCGCAGCACGUUGCUCGCUCUGAGAGACUCUUACUACCUUUUCAGUACGAGGAAGCUGAAUGGGACAUCAAUUUUACUGGCUCAGUGGUGCUCAAGAUCCUGAAGAACUUAAGAUCUUGGUCUCUGGUGGCCUUUGGGGGUCCCGAACUCCAGCAUAUCAUUGGGAGCUCCCUUAUAAGCCUACCCAGAUACCUCGAUCAAGAGGUGAUGAAAACCCGGUUGGCCAACAUUUUUCUGGCAAAAGAGGUCGAUUCUGGGCCAGGAACCCUGGAACCUACCCGACUGUCCACCCCCACCCCUACCCCCCCCAUCCAGUCCUCCUCGGAAUCCGCGCCCCCUCCCUAUGUGCCCCCCAACCAGCUGGAUGAGGGGGGUGCAGGGGGAGGAGCAGAAAGAGCAGAAGGAGCACUGGAAGGACCAGCAGGGGAAACCCAAGGCCUACCUGGGAUGAUUGCCAACAACUGCUCAGCAUCCUCUUCACCACGGAARAAAGGGAAAGAAUCCAGACUUCAGACAGAGGCCGGGAAACUGGUCCCUGGAGAUGACGCCAAYCCUGACUUGAUUAAUGCUACUUUUCCCUUGAGUAGGCCGCCUGCAGCCAAGUGGGACCACAACACGGCAGAAGCAGGAAUAACCCCCCAUAUUCAGCAAUCAAUCAAUGGACAGCUAACAUGGACCAGACUCCCACAUGGCUUCAAGAAUUCUCCUACUAUCCUCGAUAAAGCACUCCAUGAGGACCUAGGUGAGUUCUGGGAGAAGCACCCUGAGCCAACUCUCUUACAGUAUGUAGAUGAUUUGUCGAUUGCAGCCCAGACCAGCGAAGGGUGCCUAAAAGGGACCGGAUACCUGUCAGAUCUGGGGGACCUAGGUUACUGAGCCUCAGCCAACCAAGAAAGCUCAAAAAUCUGCAAGCCUGAAGUGACAUACCUAGGGUAUCUGUUAAAAGAUAGGCAAUGCUGGCUAACACAGGCCAGGAAAGAGACAGUUUUAAAAAUCCCUGUACCCCAGACCCCAAGGCAAGUGAGGGAGUUUCUGGGAUCUGCUGGCUUUUGCAGGCUGUGGAUACUUGGGUUUGCUGAAUUACCCAGGCCUCUGUGCGAAGGCACGAAUGCAACUCAGCCCUUCCAGUGGACUGAGGAGAUGGGCAGAGCCUUCAAUCAAAUUAAGACUGCAUUGCUAUCCGCACCAGCUCUAGGGCUACCUGAUGUCACGAAACCAUUCUAUCUGUACAUUGAUGAGCGCAAGGGGGUUGCUAAAGGGGUCUUGACCCAGUAUCUGGGUCCCUGGAAGAGGCCAGUGGCCUACUUGUCAAAAAGGCUGGACCCUGUGGUGGCCAGCUGGCCACCUUGCUUGAGGAUGAUAGCUGCCACUGCCCUAAUGAUAAAGGAUGCCAACAAACUAACCUUAGGACAAGAGCUAUAUAUCACCACCACCCCCCAUGCCAUCGAAGGAAUCCUAAAGCAACCCCCAGACCGGUGGCUAAGAAACACCCGGCUCACCCAUUAUCAAGGGCUGUUACUUAACCUUCUCAGAAUUACCUUUUAGGCAUCCUCAGCUCUCAACCCCACAACCCUGCUACCCGACCCCGACUUGGAGGCUCCCUUGCAUGACUGUGCACAGAUCCUAGCACAGGUCCCCAGCAUCAGAGAAGACCUCCAGGACCAGCCAUUGCCGGAUGCAGAGCUUGGAUGCAUCCUGUUCACGRAUGGGAGCAGCUUCAUUCAACAAGGAACAUCAGCCCAGAAAGCUGAACUGAUAGCCUUGACCCAAGCACUAACGCUAGGAAAAGACAAAAAGCUGACUGUGUACACCGAUAGCCGGGUAUGGAAUUCCCCUUAUAAGUUAGGAGCCACUCCCUUUGAAAUUAUGUUUGGCAUACCCCCUCCCAUAAUCCCCUGCUUGUCUGAGCACCUGCUUGUAGAAUUUGAUGACUCUGACCUCUUACAUUCCCUAAAAGCCCAGCAACAAGCCCACCAGGACGAGUGGUCCCACCUCAAAGCUCUGUAUGAAACAAGACCCCCUCCUCAGCCACACAGCUUCCGUUCCGGAGACUGGGUCUACAUAAAGAGACAUCAACAGGAAUCACUGCAACCUCACUGGAAGGGACCAUAYGUGGUGAUCCUCACAACGCCCACCGCUCUCAAGGUCAACGGGAUUGCCAUCUGGAUCCACUACUCUCAUGCAAAGCCAGCGGGCUUGUUCUCUGUGAGGAGCGACUUCAUUCCGGAUUCGAAUUCCAAGUGGCAAGUUACUCGUCAUAAGGACAAUUUUCUUCAUUGUUUAGACCCUAGUUAG
This is a messenger RNA of Urocitellus parryii (Arctic ground squirrel), 2574 nucleotides long. The record is from RefSeq and is a predicted model, not a curated record. Lineage: Eukaryota; Metazoa; Chordata; Mammalia; Rodentia; Sciuridae.